Messenger RNA from Neomonachus schauinslandi (Hawaiian monk seal), 4244 nucleotides. It is a transcript of the gene MPEG1, whose product is annotated as macrophage expressed 1. The record is from RefSeq and is a predicted model, not a curated record. The transcript has a single exon. Gene Ontology annotation, biological process: defense response to bacterium. Bases 52 to 2205 code for a protein of 717 amino acids. NCBI's taxonomy places the organism in Eukaryota, Metazoa, Chordata, Mammalia, Carnivora, Phocidae.
ACCAAGCUCGCUGGCUGCGACUUAGGGCUGGCGUGUGGUUGGGGCUGAGCCAUGAACGGCCUCAGGGGUGCCAUCCUCUUCUGGGCGGUAGUAGCGUGGGCUAAAACGGACAAGCCUUUGGGAGAGACAAAUGAGGCUGGAUUUCAAAAAUGCAAGAAUGCCUUAAAACUACCUGUUCUAGAAGUCUUACCCGGAGGGGGCUGGGAUAACCUGCGGAAUGUGGACAUGGGACGGGUGAUGGACCUGACUUACAGGAGCUGCAGGACCACAGAGGAUGGACAGUACAUCAUCCCCGAUGAAAUCGUCAGCAUCGCCCAGAAACAGAGCAACCUAGAGAUGAACUCCGAAAUCCUGGGGUCCUGGGUGAAUUACCAGAGCAGCACCUCCUUCUCCAUCAACUUGGAGCUUUCCCUUUAUUCCAAGGUCAAUGGCAAAUUCUCCUCUGAUUUCCAGAAGAUGAAGACCCUUCAAGUGAAAGACCAAGCUAUAACUACCCGGGUUCAGGUAAGAAACCUGAUCUACACGGUCAAAAUCAACUCAGCUUCAAAACUAAGCUGGAGGUUUAAGAAGGAACUCAUGGACAUCUCUGACCGCCUGGAGAACAACCAGACGCGGAUGGCCACCUACCUGGCAGAGCUUCUGGUCCUCAACUAUGGCACCCACGUCAUCACCAGUGUGGAUGCUGGAGCUGCUCUCAUCCAGGAGGACCACAUCAGAUCCUCAUUCUUACAGGACAGCCAGAGCAGUCACACUGCUGUGACCGCAUCCGCUGGGAUUGCCUUCAUGAACGUCGUGAACUACAAAUUUGAGGAGAACUACACGUCGCAGAGCGUCCUCACCAAGAGCUAUCUCUCAAACCGAACCAACUCCAGGGUGCAAAGCAUCGGAGGGGUUCCUUUUUACCCAGGCAUCACCCUCCAGGCCUGGCAGCAGAGCAUCACCAACCACCUGGUGGCCAUAGACCGCGAUGGCCUGCCUCUGCAUUUCUUCAUCAACCCCGACAUGCUGCCUGAGUUGCCGGGGCCCUUGGUGAAGAAGUUGUCUCGCACGGUGGAGGCUGCCGUGAGGCAUUAUUACACGUUCAACACCUACCCUGGAUGCACAGAUGUCAACUCGCCCAACUUCAAUUUUCAGGCCAACACUGAUGAUGGCUCUUGCGAGGGGAAAAUGACUAAUUUUUCCUUUGGAGGAGUUUAUCAGGAAUGCACCCAGCUCUCAGGGAAGGAGGUUGCCCAGCUCUGCCAAAACUUGGAGCAGAAGAAUCCGCUCACUGGUGAUUUCUCCUGCCCCUCUGGCUACUCCCCAGUCCACCUGCUGUCCCAGAUCCACGAAGAGGGUUACAACCACCUGGAGUGUCGACGGAGAUGCACCCUCCUCAUCUUCUGCAAGACGGUGUGCGAAGAUGUGUUCCGGGUGGCGAAGGCUGAAUUUAGGGCUUUUUGGUGCGUGGCGAGUGGCCAAAUACCAGAAAACUCAGGACUGCUUUUUGGGGGCCUCUUCACUGGUAAGAGCAUAAACCCUUUGACAAAUGCACAGUCCUGCCCGGCUGGCUAUUUUCCACUGAGACUUUUUGAAAACCUCAAGGUAUGUGCCUCUCAGGACUAUGAGUUGGGAUAUAGGUUUUCCGUUCCCUUUGGUGGGUUCUUUAGCUGUGCAGUCGGAAACCCCUUGGUAAAUUCUGCCAUAGCCAACGAUUUAGGGGCACCUUCUCUAAAAAAGUGUCCUGGGGGCUUCAGCCAACACCUAGCCCUCAUCAGUGAUGGAUGCCAAGUGUCCUACUGUGUCAAGGCCGGGCUUUUCACAGGAGGCGCUCUGCCCCCUGCCAGGCUCCCACCUUACACCCGGCCACCCCUCAUGAGUCAGGCUGCCACCAACACUGUCAUCGUGACAAAUAGCGAGACGGCGAGUUCCUGGAUUAAAGACUCCCAGACCCACCAGUGGAGGCUGGGGGAGCCGUUAGAGCUGCGCAGGGCCAUGGGGGUCAUCCACGGGGACGGCAGUGGUCUGUCAGGAGGGGCAGCAGCUGGGGUCACAAUGGGGGUCACCACUGUCCUGGCAGCCACCAUUGCCCUGGCCGUCUAUGGCACCCGGAAGUACAAGAAGAGGGGCUACCAGGCAUUGGAGGACGAGAGGCAGAGUUUGGCGGCGGGCUCUGCAGAGACGGGGGGCGCCCCUGACCAAGAGCAGGAGCAGAGUCCAGCCUAAAUCUCUCCGGAGAAACGUCUCUCUCGUCUCUGUAAGCAUGCCUUUCAUCCCUUCACGCUUCACUUCUGCCUUCCUGAGGACUGGCGUGGCAGGUGCAAGAAAAAGCAGGUAUAACUUUGUGACUUCCUUAGGGCUCCCGGCCACAAAAUGAACAGAGCUGCGUGGACAGGGUUGGGGUGGGGUAGGAGAGCCAACAUGACUUUUUAAGCCAAAGUCAUCGUGGGGGCUAAAACAUGAAGGGGGUAUCUUUUCUCUGUGUGCAUCGUUGAUUAUCUUCACCUGAAUACAUACGUGAGAAAAGAGACGGGGAGAGCAUGUUGACCUUUGGAUUUGGAGACCAUGCAUUUAAUCUGAGAUCGGCCACGGUUUCCAAUUCAUGAGCUGUAAGAAUUUCUAAGUGUUACCCUCCUACUCUUUUGUUUUUUAAAAAAAUCUCUCUGGAGUUCAUGCUCCUGGAGGCUGAAAGUUCCGCCAGAAGAUACGGGAAGUCCCGCAUGGCCACUGAUUUUCACUGUUGAGGGCUCUGUACUGAUGGACGGGGUCCUCUCAAGCUCAUCUGAACAGCAAGAUGUUGUCUCUACUAAGUCCAUGUUUUCCAGCCUUCCAGCCACAAUCCUGACUCACUCAGACCAGGUCACUUUUGGACUUCAGACGAGUGUCAUAAAGUCCUCAAAAAAAUAUUCUAACUUAUAAUCUUCUAUUAGGAGGUCAAGGGAGAAGGGAUGGUUUGGAGACAAGGCAUAAGUUAAAAAAAGGGUGAGAACUGGACAAGAUCCUGGCACUCAGGGGAAACUGGUUACCCUUAACCACCUCCCUGGCUUAUGGAGCUGCAGAUUGGGGUAGAACAAGCAUUACAGUUUCCUGGUCUCUGUUACCAGAGUACUACCCCUGCUUCAUCCAUGAGGGGCCCUUUCCCUUUCUGUCCUCGCAUCACAUGUACACACCCCCAAACACACAUGUGUGCACCCCCUGAACACAUCCCCCAAACAUACACAGACACACACCCCAAACACAUGUGUGCACGCACACCCCCACCCUCCCUCCACACACCACAUUCCAACAAGAAGUCUGCAUUUUUCUAGGGGCAGGAGACAAAGUAAACCCACACCUAAGUAUUAUUUCCUCCCUAAAACAAAAUAGAGCAGAACCUACCAAUUAUGUACCCUACCUUUGUUUUUUUUCCCCCAGCAGAAAAGAGGCUAACAUGAUCAAAUCUAUGUUUUUAAAUGAAACAAAAAAGGCAUCCAACACCAUUUGUGAUACAUUUAUUUCUGUUCCAGGCUGACCUCCCUCAGGCAUCCAGCAGGAUGCAUGAGUGUUUCCUGGCAUUUGGGCCUUUGCUCAACUUUAUUUAUUUCUUUUUUCUUUUUUUUUUGAGGGGGGAGGUUUGGCCCAAUUUUUAUACCAACCUCACCGAAUUGUAACGAUUAAGGUGAGUCUACUAAUACCUCUCCACGACAUUAAAAAAAAAAUUUUUUUUAUUAAGUAAAUUCUACUCCCAACAUGGGGCUUGAACUCAAAAACCUUGAGAUCAAGCAUCACAUGCUGUACGCACUGAGCCAGCCAGGCGCUCCUUCUCUACAACAUUUUUAAUAGUUACAUGUCUCUUCACCGAAUCAGAUGCCACGAAUGAGUUAAUUUUUAUGAAGGAUAAUCUGUCCUCACCUCGUUAACAUUCACAAUCAUGAGUUUAGGCUUACAUAAAUCCUUCUGAGAAGCCUGCAGCAUCCCAGCCUGUGGGAAGAUGGGAAGGAGGCUACUCGUUCGUCUCACCCUCACCUUCACACUCACACUCACACUCAUCCCCGGCUGCCCAGCCGCCAACACUGAUUUCUGCAACCUCGUCUCUGAACUCUGCCGCUUAAGCAUUAAAAUAGUCUCCUAAACCUCUGGGGGGUUUUGUGGGUAAAUUUCAGCUGAACUAACCACUUCUUUGCAAAUUCCCCCAUGAAUUCCUCGAAGAGGACUGAGUCAGAGACAAAGUACAGCUAAGGGCUCUUGGACUUUUAACGCUAACUGCCCUUUGAAAUAAAAGUUCU